UCCCCCCCAUCCUCCCCAGCUGUAUGUAUAAGUCCCUAAUCAAGCUGUCCUUGCAUCAAAGGACAGCUCGGGGGACACGGAGCAGCACCCACAGCAGCAGGAUGGCUCACGGCAUCUUGGGGCUCAUGCAGCCCUUGCGGAGGGGUCUGAACACGAGCAAAAUUCGCCUCAUUUUUCUCUGUGGUGUGACUCAGCAGCACCACAGCCCAGCAAAGUGGUGGCCAGAAAGAGGCUUCAGCUCCACACAUGGGUCCCAGGAUGCCCCUGGGGAAUCAAGCUCUGAGGAUCAGGUGACAGUGCAUUUUAUAAAUCGGGAUGGAGAGCGACUUACGACCACAGCCAAAGAAGGGGAGAGUUUGCUGGAAGUGGUAGUCAACCACAACUUGGCCAUUGAUGGAUUUGGUGCCUGUGAAGGGACAUUAGCCUGCUCUACCUGUCACCUCAUCUUUGAGAAGGAUGCCUUCCAAAAGCUUGAUGCCAUCUCAGAUGAAGAGCUGGACAUGCUGGACUUGGCAUAUGGACUCACUGACACAUCGCGCCUUGGCUGCCAGGUGUGCGUUAAGAAGUCGAUGGAUGGUCUGACGGUGAGGGUCCCCAUGGAUGUGUCAGACAUCAGGAAGCAGCAGGAGGUUGGAAAGCAAAGCAAACAGUAACUGGAAACGAUUGCUGCACAGCUUACAUUCUCAUUUAGGCGUGGCAGCGUACUUAGCUUUUGGUUGACACUCUUGCUUUUUGUGGCUGGCUUGCAGUAGGCCAUAAAGGUCUGAUUCACUAUAAAAGGUGUGUUUGGAAAAUCUCUUAUUUAAACAAGGCAUCAUGCUUAAUAGGGUCUUUGGUAUUUUAAGUGCUUAAAUGCUCUGCUGAACACAAUUGGAUUAAAGUGUAUGGCUUUAUAUUUCCCUGGGUGGGUGUCAGUAAAUACCUCUGCUGUAUGUGACUCACUUUCUCCUUUGAAAUUUAAGAAUUCUGCUAUUCUGAGGAACUGCUGAGAAUUUUGCAAGGCUUAACUCUUUAAAGGUGGAGCAGGCUUUUCCAAUUUGGGAAAAUUAGGAAAAGAUUGCUGUUUGCAGGUCAGUGAUGGGCUGGGUGAUAUAGGUGACUUCAGUUUGACCAGCAAGAGCAUACUGAUGACAUUAGUGUGCUGACAGUUCCUGUAAGCAGUAACCACUUCUACAAGCUUGAGAUGUUUCAGGUGCCUGAAUUGCUCUUUUCUGGGAGCAGCCACUUUCUCCAAAUGUUAAAUUUUCUUAUUGCUGUACUAUCCCCCAUGUCAAAUAAAAUUCUUGUAACGAGCCUUUUAGACCUACAAAAUGCACUGUUCUGGUACCAUGAGCCAGGCUGGAAUAGAAUGAGUUGGAAGGAAAUUUGGUUGGCUGCAUUAAGCACAGCACUGCCAGCUGAUCAAAGGAGGUGAUUGUCCUGCUGUACUCAACACUGUUGGGCAUUGAAUAUAAAAAAGACAUUAUUCUGUUAGAGAGGGUGCAGAGCAGGAUUGUGAGGAUGAUGAAAGGUCUGGAGGGGAAGCCUUAUGAGGAGGAGCUGAGGUCACUCGGUUUGUUCAGCCUGGAGAGGGGGAGACCAAGGUCAGACCUUGGUGUGGUCUUCAGCAUCUUCAUGGGGGGAAGCAGAGGAGCAGGUACCGGUCUCUUCACUCUCAUGACCAGUGAUAGGACUCAAGAAAAUGGCAGGAAGCUGAGUCAGGGGAAGUUUAGGUUAGAUCUCAGGAGAAGGUUCUUCACCCAGAGGGUGUUUGGGCACUGGAACAGGAUCCCAGGGCAGCAGCAUGUCUGAGUUAAGAAUCAUUUGGACAAUACUCCUGGGCACAUGGUGGGAUUCUUGGCAUGUCCUGCACAGGGCCUGGAGUUGGAUGAUCCUGAAGGAUCCUUCCAGCUCAGGAUAUUCUGCGAUUCCACAAUUCUGUGAUUUAUGUCAUUUCGGUGUGACCUUCGGGCCUAGGCCGCGGAGGUUGCAGUGGCGCCAGGGGGCGCUCGCGGGGCGGCUCUGAGGGUGAGGGGGAGGCGGAGGAGGAGGAGGAGGCCGCAGUGGCGGCGGGGCCGCUGCGCCGUGCCCGUCUCUCCUUCAUCCCGCACGGACCAGCGCCUGGGCCUGUCCCGGGGAGCCACAAUUGCCAUCUGUGUCUGAUGGUCUCUGUGCACCUCCGUGCCUUCCUCCUGCUGACACCAGCCCUGCCACGCCUGGCGUGAUGAUGUGAUCUCAGGUGAUGAGUGACACCCUGUGAAUCCUCUUAACAGCCUUUGUCUUCCUCUCUGAUCGAGAUUUUUCCUUCUUGCAAAAAUCGGUUCAAGUGUUUAUCUAUGUCAGUUUUAUCAUUAUCAGGAUACCUUCAGGAAGGAUUUCCUGGCAUGGGCCAGAACCAUGUGCUGUGAGAAGUGAUGGCAGCAGGGUGGAUUUUUGCAGGGUGGCAGUUCUGUUUGGGGAGCACGGAUUUGGUGAUGUACUAAUGCUUCAUGCUUGUGACUAGCAUGUGACAGGGUAGCCCUAUGCUUUGUCAUACAUUAGAAAAGUCUUCCAGCAUGUGCCUGUUUCUCCCAAACCUCUCCUCUUCCAAGUUGUCCCAGGUUUACUGUAAAAAAAGCAGAGAAUAAAUACGGAUUAAAAUAAAGCAGUUAAGCCAUCA
Messenger RNA from Parus major (Great Tit), 2638 nucleotides. Its product is annotated as adrenodoxin-like. Gene Ontology annotation, biological process: positive regulation of oxidoreductase activity; P450-containing electron transport chain. Bases 24 to 653 code for a protein of 209 amino acids. The transcript is spliced from 4 exons. Gene Ontology annotation, cellular component: mitochondrion. Lineage: Eukaryota; Metazoa; Chordata; Aves; Passeriformes; Paridae. Gene Ontology annotation, molecular function: 2 iron, 2 sulfur cluster binding. The record is from RefSeq and is a predicted model, not a curated record.